AUGGGACAGACGCUCGAGUGCCAUUGUCUGAAGCGCAUCGAAGGUAGAAUGACCUACGAAUUCUCAUGGACGGACGGACUCUACUAUGAUGCCACCAGCCCCAAGGACUACCAAGAUGCCGCGUUACUGGCGCUGAUGUGGUACGCUUUUGGCCGCGCCUCAGACCUGGGGUUCGUGGUGAAGGGAAACCUGUCUGUGAGUGCGGAUGGCGUUGUGUUCGUCCGGCUCAUCCGCGUGAAGACUUCAGACGAGCAGGGCAUCUCUCUCUUUCCCGACAAGAACAGCUUCAUCACGUGCCCCCUGCAUGCGAUUGCGAUGGCCCUGGUGAUGCAGGACGCUCCGUGCGCACAGCUGCUGGAUCAUCCGCACCAUGCCGCAAGCUGCGACGAGAGUAUGACAGCCCCUGUUGACGUGCCACUAGCUGAAGCUCUUGUUGCCUGUGAGAACGACGACACGCCAAGUGAGCCGCAUCAGAAAAAGCGUAAACUACCUGAAGAAAACAUGAAGAUCCACGCCUACGUGAACCGCGUUGUCAAGACAGCGGCUGCCGCUCAAGCUACAGCGGUGCCAACUGUAAACUUGACGUCUCACUCGUUUCGACGUGGUGGGGCUCAGCAUGCAAACGGUGAUCCACUGCUCAGUGCUCAGUGGAUUUUCGAUCGUGGUUCGUGGAACAUGACGGCUACCAACAAGGCUUUCGCUUACGUGUUCAACACAACCAGUGAAGACCAGAAAGUAGCACGUGUUCUCAGCGGGUGGGACUCGAGCAAGAAGCCACCGGUUCCAACCCUCUCCUGGUUUGACUCCGCCAGCCGGCAGCAGGCACUGAGCUUGGGAAAUCUUCUUUUCCAGCCAAGCGUGAGCCCCGAGAAGAAGCUCAACGCCCGCGUCGCUGAAAUUCUAACUGCCGCGCAGAUCCAGCAUUUUCCCGAGGUACUCGAGCGCUACCCGAUGUGCCCGUACGCU
This is a messenger RNA of Phytophthora sojae, 966 nucleotides long. RefSeq lists its product as hypothetical. NCBI's taxonomy places the organism in Eukaryota, Oomycota, Peronosporomycetes, Peronosporales, Peronosporaceae. Gene Ontology annotation, molecular function: DNA binding. The record is from RefSeq and is a predicted model, not a curated record. The transcript is spliced from 2 exons. Gene Ontology annotation, biological process: DNA recombination; DNA integration. The annotation marks the transcript as partial.